Messenger RNA from Thecamonas trahens ATCC 50062, 1797 nucleotides. RefSeq lists its product as uncharacterized. Lineage: Eukaryota; Apusomonadida; Apusomonadidae. The transcript has 2 exons. Gene Ontology annotation, molecular function: zinc ion binding. The record is from RefSeq and is a predicted model, not a curated record. Bases 1 to 1797 code for a protein of 598 amino acids.
AUGUCUGCCUCUCCUCCCUCGUGGAACGCUAUGUCCGAAGACGACCAGAAGGCUCUCCUCGACUGGUUCCAAACCUACAUCCAGGACUGUCCGUUCUCCAACCGGGUCAUGCUUGUGGCCACACAAAUCCUUUGCGUCUUGCCGGGUACGGCUGUGGCCUCCUCGGACGCAGGUGCUUCGUCGUCGGCUUCGGCUUCUUCUGCUGCUGCUGGCGCGUCGUCGUCCACGGCGGCCGAGGCUGAUCCGACUCUGCCUGAGGGUGCAAAGGCGGAGAUCCGUGCAGAGUCUUUCCUUGCUCUGCAGGGAAUUAUCUCGGCUGAAGAGACUGAUGCUCGGGAUGCGCUCAUUGAUGCCCUUGCCGAGCGUGUCGAGGAGGUCGAGGAUCGGCUGGAUGUCGUCCUCGAGCCCGGCACCGCCAUCCCGGUCCAGGAUGCCUCGGUGACCAUCCUAACGUCGACGAGUGCGACUACCGGGACCGAGCUCCCGCUGCGUGAGGUCGCAGCUCGUGAGGGCCACGUCUCGCUCAUCACGUUUGCCACGGCGCUCUCGCCCAUCGCGCUCGGCACUGUCCACGGCCUGGUUCAGUUUGUGGCCAAGGCCGCAGCCGAGUGGGACGGCAAGGUCGACGUGGUUUGCGUUUGGCUCGACGACCAGUUCAAGCCGGCCGAACUUGCCGAGCAGAUCGAGUCCAACGGGUGGGCCAUCGACGGCCUCACUCAUGUCUGGGCCGGCCCCGAUGGCCCGCAGUCGGACCUCGCUGAGGCCUUUGCCGUCACCCGCAUGCCGCUUUGCUUCCUCACCGACACCCAGGGCCGCCUUGCGUGGCAGGGUGUCUCGGGUGCACUCGACUUUGGUGUCGAGAUUGCUGCCCUCCUCGACGGCUCCGAGGCGCUGCUCGAGACGUGGAAGACCCAGUUCCACGCCUUUUCGGUCGCCGCCAUCGAGGACGCCGCCGACUGCGGAUGCUGCGGCGAUGAAGAGGCUGCGGCUCCCAAGACCGAGUCCGCGCCCGCCUGCGACGCGCCCAAGUGGAUGGACGCCGCUCCGACCGAGGACGUUCGCGUCGCCAAGCUCUGCGACAUGUUCAAGGCUGCGUCUGCCGCCGAGCUCGCCUUUGACUCGUUCAUCUCGCAGGUCGCCACCCUGGUCUCGGCUGACGGCGUGACCCACGACGCACGCGUCUCGGUUGCCGGCGAGUUCCCGUCGUCGGCCAAGGCGGAGCUUGACUCGGCCAUGGCGGCCAUGACCGACAUUGCCGGCUGCCGCAUCGACACUGCGCAGAUCACCAUGUUCGCCACGGCCGCGCCGCUCGACGUCGCCGCGGCCUGCUCGGCCUGCGCCAAGCCGUCGGCUGUCGAGGGCAGCGACGAGCCGGCCUUCACCUGCGUCCACUGCGCCGGCUCGUCUGAACCCAUCACCCUCUGCGCCAAGUGCUACUGGACGACGGCGCCGCACGAUCCGUCCCACACGUUUGUGGCCACCCUGCGUGGCCGGACCCAGCUCCACAGCAUGCGCCACGGCAACGGGACGCUGCUGCCGGAGAACCCGGCCGAUACCGACGACGUUGUCGAGGGCAUGCACGUCACCGUCCAGUGCGACGGAUGCGCCGUCAACCCGCUGGCUCUUGUGCGCUACAAGUGCGCACACUGCGAGGACUACGACCUGUGCGCCGACUGCCACGCCUCUUGGGCCGCCUCGGCCGACGGCGUCAUCUCCACGGAUGACGGCUUUACCUACGCUCACGCACCCGAGCACGCUUUCCUCGCCUACCGCGCCGACCAGCCGUCGUCGGCCUGA